AUGGAUUCUCAGUUCUACAAUUUUGAUUUUGAAAAUGGUCCUACUCCAGACACCUCAGAGACAAUACAAAUAUCCUCCCUUGCUCUUUUGAAAAUGAUGAAGCAUGGAAGAGCAGGCAUCCCUCUCGAAGUAAUGGGAUUGAUGCUUGGUGAGUUCGUAGACGACUAUAAUGUUAGGGUUGUCGAUGUAUUCGCUAUGCCCCAAUCUGGAACGGGAGUAACAGUGGAGGCAGUAGAUCCAGUGUUCCAGACCAAAAUGAUGGACAUUCUCAAAGUCACAGGACGACAGGAAACAGUUGUCGGAUGGUACCACUCGCAUCCAGGGUUUGGGUGCUGGCUCAGCUCAACGGAUGUCUCAACCCAGUCUGAGUUUGAGAAGAUAUGCAAGAGGGCGGUUGCUGUUGUUAUUGAUCCUGUCCAGAGCGUCAAGGGGAAGGUCGUGAUCGAUGCUUUUAGGAACAUCAACAACCUCGGCUUGAGUGAGCCAAGAAUCAACACAUCAAAUAUUGGCUUUUACAAGCAGCCGUCUUUCAUCUCGAUUGUGCACGGAUUAAACAAGAGCUACUACUCGUUCAAUAUAACCUUCAAGAAGAAUGAUCUUGAGCAGAAGAUGCUUUUGAAUAUGAACAGGAAAACCUGGGCGAGCAACUUGAAGAUGAGGCCGUCCGCAGACUGGAACAUUUCUGAGUUGAUUUCAAAAUAUGCAAAAAUGGUGAGAGAAGAGAAGGAUCUGAAAGGAGAGGAUCUCGAAAUGAGAAAAGUAGGCAAAGUUGACUAUAGGAAAAGAGUGGUUGAGAAAUCGAACCAGAUAAUCAAAGACGAAACAAUCAACAAUUUGCUGUACAACAUUCAUUAUUCUAUAUUCCAAUAA
Molecule: messenger RNA, 870 nt
Organism: Vittaforma corneae ATCC 50505
Lineage: Eukaryota; Fungi; Microsporidia; Nosematidae
Product: 26S proteasome regulatory subunit RPN11
Exons: 1
Coding region: 1-870 (289 amino acids)
Biological process (GO): protein deubiquitination; proteasome-mediated ubiquitin-dependent protein catabolic process
Cellular component (GO): proteasome regulatory particle, lid subcomplex
Molecular function (GO): metallopeptidase activity; protein binding; proteasome binding
Source: RefSeq, a predicted model, not a curated record